AUGGAGGGGAAAAGAGUGGCAAUGUUGGUGGUAGUAACGAUAGUGAUGUUCAUAGGGAACCUUAUGGCUCAAACAGAGGAUCAAAAGAUCCCAUUUGAACAAUGUUAUCCAGCUUGUCUUAUAGAGUGUAAAGCUGAGUCAAAGUUUCCAAAGUAUUUUAAGUGUCCAUUCACGUGUAUUAAAACCUGUCUUCAACAACCUUCUCUACCGUCUGUUUCCUUAAACAAAAUCGAUGAUUCUGAUUACUUCUGCAAACUCGGUUGUGCAACUCACAAUUGUGUUUCUCUUUCUUCCCUCCAAAAUCCGAAUGUGGAAAAAAUAUCAGCUUGUGUGGACUCAUGCUCAAACAAGUGUACCAAGAAAAACUAGAAGCGA
Molecule: messenger RNA, 375 nt
Organism: Capsella rubella
Lineage: Eukaryota; Viridiplantae; Streptophyta; Magnoliopsida; Brassicales; Brassicaceae
Product: thionin-like protein 2
Exons: 2
Coding region: 1-369 (122 amino acids)
Source: RefSeq, a predicted model, not a curated record